AUAUAAAAGCAACGUGCUAAAUAUACUUCUUGUUAAAAGUGUUAUUUGAUCAGUAGCCAAAGGUUCCGUUGGCAAUACAAAUGUGAAGCAUUUUUUGGGCACGUAGAUACCAAAUUACAUCGCACUGAUAACAUGGUGCUAUUGCAAGUAUUCAGUCGUUCAUUCGUACUGAUAAUUAUUGCGAGCAAUAUAUUGCAAGGAUAUUCAGAGGCACAAGAAGUAAAUGAAGCAGAGGAUCUCGUAAAUGAUGCUGCAGACACAUCAGUCAACAAUGAUUCCUUUAAUGUUAAAAGCCGAAAGGGCGGAAGACGUGUAUUCAAAGGAGGCUGUAUUCGUAUGCCGAAUACUCCUAUAAAUGGUAGAAUUAUGUGCUCUACGAACAGCGGCUGCACCGCACAUUGCUUGUCAGACUACAUAUUUCCAAAUGGUUUACAACAAUUGACAAUUACUUGCGUUGAUAAGGAAUGGCAUAUUCAAGGAACCGAAUGGAGUUCGAUACCGCGCUGCGAACCAAUUUGCAUGCCCAAGUGUCAAAAUAACGGAAUAUGCAUCAGACCUAAUCAGUGUAAUUGUUCUGAACAUUUUACCGGUCCGUUCUGUCAAUUCGAGAAUAAACCAUGCUUAAAUCAUCUCCCACCACCGCUUAAUUCUUAUAGGAAAUGUAACUCGAUUUCGUGCACUGUAUCCUGCAUGAAAAACUUUACCUUUCCCGAUGGUUCAUCCGUUACCAAUUUAAUCUGCAAAAAUGGAAACUGGAAGCCAACCCGGGGUGAUUGGGUAUCAAUUCCAGAUUGCGAACCCGUGUGUGAUCCACCCUGUCAGAACGGUGGUAAUUGUCUGCCGAUGAAUCUAUGUCAAUGCCCGCAGAAUCAUCGAGGACCUCAGUGUCAGUAUUCUGCUGACGCCUGCGACGCGAAGAAUUUACGUUUCAACGGUGCUUAUUAUUGCACCAGUACCGGCGACAAUUUUUCUUGCACGUUAAGUUGCCCGGUGGAAUCGGAGUUCGAAUUUCCACCUGCUAUAACUUACACUUGCACCUAUGACACGGGCAUUUUCAAACCGCAGCCGAUACCGCAGUGUAAGGUGAAUGAUGACAUGAAGAUCGUCUUGCACAACAUCUCUUAUAACACGUACACACGAGAAUCUAAUUACUCCUGGUCAACGCAAGAUCUUGUCAGCGAUACAACUGACAGUUCUCCAGAGUUUUAUGGUGUUCGUGACAACAGUGAAAAUACGAUGAUCGUCGAAGCAAGCCGAUCCGCAAAACCAAAAACGUGCUUUACCUGGGGUGGCGCGCACUAUAAAACUUUUGACGACAAGAUCUACAGCUUCAAUAGCGACUGUCCAUACGUACUUCUCCGAGAGACACAAGAUGACGUCUGUACGAUCCUGACGCUAAAUUCUCUGGGUUGCAAAACGAAGAACGGCCGUUGCUCCAAAAUUGUGAAGCUGUUUGUGUAUGACAAAGAGUACACGUUGGCCAACGAUGAAAUCGGUAUACCGACGUUUUCGAGUGGAAAAAAAUUAUUACCCAUACCAGUAUAUCUGCCCGGAUUACGCGUGGACAAGUCCGCGCACUUUACUCUCAUCUCUCUUGACUCGCUGGGCAUAAAGCUGAAGUGGGAUGGAUCCUUGCUGUUACAAGUCGAGGCUUCCGAGAGUAUGUGGAACAAAACAGCCGGUCUCUGCGGUACAAUGAACGAUGAUCCAAAGGAUGAUUUCUUGAUGAAAAGUGGCACUCACACUAAAAGCAUUACUAGUUUGGCGGAUUCUUGGCGAAUUAACGAUUUUGGAGAAACAUGUGACGAUUUGAACACGCAAAAUGCGUGCCAAGUGAAAGAUGAGUUCGCUAAAGAUGCUCUCAAGUUUUGCGCCCAGCUUCUCUCCAGUCGUAAAUUUAAGCCUUGCGUUCAAACGAUUAAUUUUUCUGAAUUGUUAAAGGCAUGCAUAUGGGAUUAUUGCGCAUGUAAGGACAGUGACAAAACGAAAUGCGCCUGCAAUACCAUAGACGUUUACAUGCGCCAAUGUAUUCACAAGGGAGUCGCAGUAUCAACACCGUGGAGAAAUGACGACACUUGUCCGAUUUCCUGCGAAAAUGGACGAAUAUACAUGUCAUGCGGGCCAAAGGUGGAAGCAUCUUGUUUUUCCGAUCUUGAGACGAGGAGCGAAAAUCCUGAAUGCGAAGAAGGUUGUUUCUGCCCUGUGGGGACUCUGGAGCAUCAAGGUAGAUGUAUCAUGCCAGAGGAAUGUCCAUGUAAAUUGAGGGGCAAACUGUUCGAGCCGGGUUCGAACGUGCUAAAAGAUUGUAAUACUUGUAUAUGCACUGCUGGAAAGUGGAUAUGCACGCAGGUGCUAUGUACCGCUAGAUGCUCCGUAAUAGGCGAUCCGCAUUAUACUACGUUUGACGGCAAACACUACGAUUUCAUGGGAAAAUGCAAGUACUACUUAAUGAAGGGAGAAAACUAUACGAUUGAAGCUGAAAAUGUUCCGUGUUCCGGAACGAUAUCUGAGAACAUGGGCUUCACCUUUGUGGAGAAUUCUCCAUCGUGCACCAAAGCUGUUACAAUAAAUUUCAAGAAUACCAUUAUAAAAUUGAAGCAAAAUCGCCAAAUUACAGUGAACGGCGACGAGAUAAUGAAAUUCCCAAUGCUGAUCAAUGGUGCUCGGAUACGACUUGCGAGCAGUACAUACUUGGUAAUUAAUAUGCCCAAUGAUUUGGAAGUAUGGUGGGAUGGUAUGACGCGCGUUUACAUUAAUGCUCCUGCUGCAUUCCAUGGUCAAACGAAAGGACUCUGUGGAACAUUCACUGGAAAUCAAAAGGAUGACUUUAUAACGCCCGACGGUGACGUUGAGCCCACGGCGAUUGCCUUCGCGAAUAAGUGGAAAAUUAACAAAUACUGCGCCGACGAAUCAGAAAAUGAAUCGAAACACCCCUGCGAGAUAAAUCCUCAAAAAAGAGCAACAGCGGAGGCAUAUUGUUCUAAAAUACACACCGAUAUUUUUUCCGGAUGUCAUUGGUACGUUGAUCCAAUGGAGUUUUACCGAGAUUGCAUGUACGAUAUGUGCGCAUGUAACUCUGAUGCUAAAUUAUGCUUCUGCCCGAUAUUAGCAGCAUACGCGGAAAAUUGUGCGGCGCAAGGCGUGAAAUUAUCGUGGCGUUCAAAAAUUGAUAAGUGUAAAGUUCAUUGUAGUGGCGGUCAGAUAUACCAAAUCUGUGGAAAUAGUUGCACGAGGUCGUGCGAAGACAUAUCCUCUUAUCAAGACUGCAAACAAGAAUGCGUAGAAGGAUGCAAUUGCCCCGAAGGCCAGGCACUGGACACAAACGGCGAAUGUAUCCCGAUCGCUGAGUGUCCCUGCGUAUAUGCGAGUCGCGAGUACAAACCUAAUCAUCGAGAAAUAAGACCGAGCAGUAAGGGACAGCAAUAUUGCACUUGCAUAGGCGGCAUAUGGGGCUGUCGUUUAGCAACGCCGGAAGAAAUUCGAAAUUAUCCGGCGGUCACGCCGGAACUUCUAUCUACCUGCGUUGCCAGUAAACAUCUCGAAAUGACGGAUUGCGAGCCGGUAGAACAGAGAACUUGCAGCAAUAUGCACUUUUCCAACGAACACAGUCAAAUUGUAUGUACGUUCGGUUGCAUUUGCAAAGCUGGAUACGUUCUCGACGCGCCAAACGGCAAUUGCAUCCCGGAAAAAGACUGCCCGUGUCAUCACGGCGGGAAGAGCUACAAGGAAGGCUCGGUUAUUCAGGCCGAAUGUAACACUUGCACGUGCGAAGGCACCAAAUGGAAAUGUACAAAUAGAGUCUGCUCAGGAAUCUGUUCUGUGUGGGGUGAUUCGCAUUACAAGACGUUCGACGGUAAAAUGUACGAUUUCCAAGGUAUAUGCGAUUACGUUCUGGUAAAGAGCAAGUUGAGCAAGGAGGAGUCAUUCGACGUCUCGAUUCAGAAUGUACCAUGCGGUACGAACGGUGUCGCGUGCUCGAAAUCGAUCACACUCGUGGUCGGAAACGAUGAACAGCGAGAAGAACUCGUGCUGACAAAAGGAAAGAAAUUACCGACGGGACCUUUUAAAAGGAUGACUAUUAGAACCACUGAAAUCUUCGUGUUCGUCGAUGUACCAGACUUGAGAUUGGUGUUGCAAUGGGACAAAGGCACAAGAGUCUACGUAAAAUUAAAUCCGGAGUGGAAAAGUCAUACAAUGGGCCUGUGCGGUGAUUACAACGACAACGCCGAGGAUGACUUCAAAACGCCGUCUGGCGGUAUAUCCGAGGCCUCUGUUAACUUGUUCGGCGACUCGUGGAAGAAAAAUACAUUCUGUCCGGAACCAAAAGACGUGCCAGACGCAUGCGAGCAGCAUCCGGAACGCAAGUUGUGGUCGUUACGACGCUGCAACAUACUGAAGUCAUCGGUAUUCUCACCAUGUCACUCAGAGGUUGAAGUUGAACCGUACUUACGUAAUUGUAUUUUCGACGCGUGCAGCUGCGACUCCGGCGGCGACUGCGAGUGCCUGUGCACAGCGUUGGCUGCGUAUGCACACGAGUGCAACGUGAAGGGUGUACCGGUGAAGUGGCGCACGCAGGAACGCUGCCCGUUGCAAUGUAACGAGGAGUUCAGCACGUAUUCGCCCUGCAUCUCGACUUGUCCGCGCGAGACGUGCGAUAAUCUGAUGACUGUAAAGGACGGCUCUCGUUUGUGCACCGAGGAUACAUGCAUUGAGGGCUGCCAAUUUAAACCAUGUUCGGAAGAGCAAGUAUACUGGAAUGCUACUUAUACGGAAUGUCUACCGAAAUCAGCAUGCAAAACGCCAUUCUGCGCCGAGAUCAACGGAGUAAUAUACUACGAGGGUGAUCGAGUAAGAGGCGACGAUUGUCAGAGUUGCUUCUGCAGUCGCGGUAAGGUGACAUGCAAAGGAGAGCCUUGCGUAACGCCCGGAUGCGUAGAUGGUUGGUCCAAGUGGAUUAACAAGAACAAAAUGACAUAUAAGAAGAAAACAGACGUGGAGCCAUUACCCGAAUUGAUGGAUCUCGAGAACUCAGACGGACUCGCGAUGUGCGAUAAGGAACAUAUGGUCGACAUAAGAUGCAGAUCCGUGAAGAGUCAUCUGAGCUCGAAGGAGAGCGAUUUGAAUGUGGAAUGCAGUCUGGAGCGCGGUUUAUAUUGUCAAUCAGUUACGGAUGUUCUUUGUGUAGAUUUUGAGAUCAGCGUGUUGUGUCGCUGCUCCGAAACGACGAAGCUGCCCGUUUACCAAACAAAUCAAACGACAGUAGAACCUAGUCUACAAGAAUGCGACCCAGAGUACCCUAAUUCACCACAUCCGACUAACUGUCAGCUAUUUUAUCAGUGCGUGCCCAUAGCGACUGGUUACGAAUUAGUCGAGAAGUCGUGUGGUCCUGGCACUUUAUACGAUGCGAAAGCGCAGGUGUGUAAUUUUCCGGAAGAAGUCUUGCGGACACGACCAGAGUGCAUGCUUGAGCGAACCACGUCCGAGUGGAGUCAGAACUACACCGAGACCGGUAGCACGAAUACGCAAACAACAUUGAUUAGCAGCACGGUAAGGAUUGAGAAGUGCAAAGACGACGAGGUAUGGAAUGAGUGCGCUGUUCAGUGCACCAAGGCGUGUCAUUAUUACCGACACAGCUCGAUGCAAGAUCAUUGCAAUGAAGAUAAUAACUGCAUCGCCGGAUGCGUGUCGGUCAAUCGACCGAGGUGUCCCCCGCAUAAAUAUUGGAGAGACAGCAUCACCUGCGUGGACGCAAACGAGUGUCCGUGCGAAUCCCACGAUGGAAACUCAGUCGCACCGGGCGCCGUAAGGAAGGAGUCUGAUUGCGAGAUUUGUCAAUGCAUCAAUAAUUAUUACACCUGCGAUAGCACAUUCUGCAACGCAACCACGACCGAGGGACGUGAACUUGUUACCGAGCAACCAUCCACUACGCCUUCGAUGCAUUGGCCAACUACGUCAUCGGUCGAAUUUCUUCCGCACAGCACGCUUACACCACCUGCGGAUUGCGACAACGAAAACUAUGUGCCGUUGAUACAAAGUCUGCGCGAAAAAGUAAUUAUUAAUGCUAGUAGCAGCAAGGUUCCCGCACUACGACCUGAGAAUCUAUUCGUACGCGUACCAAAAACCUUGUCGCCUGACGCCGGCUUCUGGGAACCGAAAGUAAACCACAUCGGUCAGUGGGUUACCGUUAAGUUCGAUAAACUCGAGCCAGUUUAUGGCGUAAUACUGCAGGGCGCCGUUACCGAAGAUAAAUUCGUGACCAGUUAUAAAGUGCUCUUCUCGGAGAACGGUCAGAUCUUUUCGUACGUGCUUGAUCACAAAAAGCAACCGCGUAUAUUCAGAGGACCUAUCGACAGAACUCAAUCCGUAGAACAGAAAUUUGAUCAACCCGUUGAAGCGAAAGUAAUUCGUAUCGAACCAUUAACAUGGCACAACGGAAUAGCAAUCAGAGCGGACGUUUUGGGAUGUCAGGAUAACGUGUCGAUAUCUAACUUUCCUAUCAUACAGACAACGAUCUCCGAUAAUGUACUGAAGCCAGUAUGCGAUAAACCUAUGGGAUUGGACAAUAAACUGAUGAGUAUCGAGCAGGUGUCCGUGUCGAGCUCUCCACAGUUGAUUCAGCAGCUUCCGUUAUCUGCAGAAGGUGUAUGGCGUUCAGAGUUGGACAAUCCGCAUCAAUAUGUUCAGUUCGAUUUUCUGGAAUCUCGGAACUUGACCGGGAUCACGACGAAGGGAGGUGACGGCGCUUGGACGACCGCUUACAAGAUAUUCUACAGCAACGACAAGCGUCACUGGAACCCGAUUAUCGAUAAAAACGGCAACGAGAAAGAGUUUCUCGGCAAUUUUGACGCUCAAAACCCGAAGACGAACUUUUUCCAGAAACCGUUGCAUUCGAGAUAUAUGAAGAUACAACCCACUAAGUGGCAUAAGCAUGUUGCGUUGAAGGUCGAACCCCUUGGUUGUUAUAUGGCGUAUCCCUCUACGUUGUUCGAGAAACCUGAACCGACAACUCCAUCCUAUGAGCUGAGGUGCAAUGUAUGCGAUGGAAUCGAUCGGACGUUGAAGGAUGAAGCCUGCAGAUGCGAGGAUCCCAACUGGUGGGACGGUGAAUCGUGCAUACCAAAGCGAGAAUGCCCUUGCGUAAUCGGCCAUCUCUCUUACGCGGUAGGCUCUAUCUAUGAAACUGAAGAUUGUCAGGAAUGUGUCUGCACUAUGGGCGGAACGUCUACUUGCACGCCAAAGAAGUGCGAGUCAUGUAACCCGGGUGAGCAGUCGAUUGUCAUUGAACGAUGCAAUUGUAUGUGCAAACCUUGCCCGACAGGAACCAAGCACUGUCCUACGAGCGACGUAUGCAUCAAUGAAACAACGUGGUGUAACGGCGUGCAGGAUUGUCCGGACGACGAGAUGGACUGCGAGAAGGUCGUCAUCGAACCGACGUUUGAACCAGAAGUGACACGUGAACACAUUGACACGAACGUAAGUCCGCCUCAAGUCCGCCCGCCAUCAUGCGAGGAACCAUCAUGUCCUGCAGAUUAUAGAAUAGUCUACAAGUCAUCUCAACGCGAUAAGUCGGAUUACAAUGUUAAAGGUUACUGGAAGAGCAACGUGAAGUCUGCAAUCAAAGGUUUCACAAAGACAAAGGGAUACAGAAAGCCACCAUUCCACUUUAAUGCGAUCAAAUAUACAGAUCGUCAAGCAUCAACGAAGAAUGCUCAAUGUCCUGAGUUCACCUGCGCGCCCACGAAAUUCUCACCCAUCCUGCCCGGUCACCAGAAGCCGGAGAAAUGUCCGGAGGCGUCGUGCCCGCCGCACUACGAGGUAGUAUACGAGAAGAUGAGCAUGUACAAGCUGUACAAGUGUCCUAAGUAUACGUGCAGGCCGAUAAUGCCGGAAGUAGCAUACUGCAACGUCACAGGACGAACAUUCAACACCUUUGACAACCUAGAAUAUAAAUUCGACGUUUGCGAUCAUAUCUUGGCUCGCGACAUGUAUAAUAACAAAUGGUACAUCAUAUUGGAGAAACAGUGUGAUUCGCCCGGCCAGCCGUGUACGCAGAUUUUGAUAAUAACGCAGGGCGAUCAUGAAAUCGUGUUGUAUCCGGACCUGCAUGUGGACGUCGACAAGCACAGCUUCACGGCUAAACAAUUCGAUCGCCUCAGCAAUCGCUUCCACAGCUUCAGGCUGUCUCGCAUGGGCGACAGUAUCGUGUUCCUUUCGCUUUACGACUUCGGAGUGUUCUGGGACUCCGCUGCCAACGUGAGGAUUGGUGUUAGCUCGCAAUUGGCAGGUAAAGUAGACGGCCUGUGCGGAUAUUACGACGGUAAUAUCGCGAACGAUCGGCAGACACCGGACGGCAAACAGGUGAGAAGCACCAUCCCGUUCGGAAAUAGCUGGGCGAUGGAGGGUACACCGGCGUGCGACUCGCAGGUGUGUCCACUUGACGUUCAAAAACAAGCCUGGAAGAUCUGCAAUUCCGUGAAAAGCCCAGAGCUAUCGGACGUGUGCUCUACGGUAGUGGACAUCAACAAGUUCGUGUCUAGCUGCGUAGAGAACUUGUGCACAUGCCUGCACGGUAAUAAUUCCUACGAGGAGUGUCGAUGCCGACUGCUAACGAGCUUCGUCAGCAAAUGUGAGGCCGCUCUACCCGGUGCUGACUUGUCCGACUGGAGGAGGAUUCACGACUGUCCGGCCAGCUGUCCGUCACCGUUUAUUCACCGAGAUUGUUUCCGCAACAAAUGCGAGAUCACCUGCGAUAAUCUACACGAGUUAGAACCAUGUCCGAUGAUGCAGGGCGUUUGCUUCCCCGGUUGCUUCUGCCCGGACGGCCUGGUGCGUCACAACGACGAGUGUAUGCCACCGGUGCAGUGUCGAGACUGCGUAUGCGACAGCCUUGGUAACUCCAAGUUCAUCGACUUCGAUCGCAAGGACUUUAGCUUCGCCGGCAAUUGUACCUACGUCUUGUCCAGGAACGUCGUGAACAACGCGAAAGGCCGAAACGGAACUCACGCGUACCAGAUUUUGCUCAGUAAUGAGGAAUGCGUCACCGGCAUAUGCACGAAAUCCGUUACGCUCCUUUACAAAGAACACGUGGUGCGAAUAAAACGCGCGGAAGAGUUGAAAGAAUUGCGAGUCUCCAUUGAUGACUCCCAGGUAGCCGAAUUUCCGUACAACCGCACGUGGAUCACGUUGGAUCGUACACUCGCGGGAGACGUGUCUUUGUUGGUGCCGGCUAUCCAACUAGAGUUCGUCGCCUUCCGACAGAAUUUCGCGUUCACUUUGAAACUUCCGUCGCAUAUCUUCGACGACGCCACUGAGGGUCUGUGCGGCAACUGCAACGCCGAUGAAGCUGGUUUCAAGAAGCGCGACGGCAAAGUCACCAACAAUGCUGAGGAAUUCGGCAAAUCUUGGCUGGCUGAUGAUCUGUCGACGGAGUUGGACCUGAAUGAUCAGACAUGCGCCAGUAAACAGCGGGCUCAAUGCGUUCCUCCACCAGCGAGUCAGGAUAUCUGCAGAAAACUUUUGGAUUUAGCGGAAUUCCAACAAUGCCACAGUAUCAUCGAUCCGAAAUCAUAUUUGGAUUGCUGUCAUGACGCUUUAUGCACCAACGGCAACUACUGCGAUAGUUUGGAAAUGUAUGCGAGAAAAUGUUCGGAAGUUGGUUUAUGUCCAGCUUGGAGAACCGACGAGAUCUGCCCGUACGAAUGUUCUGCAGGUCUUGUCUAUCAACCAUGCGCUUCCGGCUGUAAGGAAACUUGUGACACUUUGAGCGACGAAAAGUGUUCAUCUGGCCCCAUCGAGGGAUGCUUCUGUCCACAAGAUUACGUAUUCCAUAAUGAUUCUUGCAUACCAAAAAAGAACUGUCACGUUUGUGACAAAGACGGUCACGUAGAAAGCGAUGUUUGGCAACCGGACAAAUGUACGGAAUGCAAAUGCCAUGAUGGAGUUGUGAAUUGCCAAAAAACGGAAUGUCCUCUGUUGGAUACAAUUUGUGAAAAAAAUAUGACACCCGUGCUUGUGAAUGGAACCAAAGAAAAAUGUUGUCCCAAGUAUUUGUGUAUGCCAACACCUACUACACCCACGUGUGUCGAGCAACAGGAACCAGAAUGUGGUUAUGGCCAGGUGAUGAAGACUAUUACUGGCACUGAUGGAUGUUACAAAAUUAUUUGUCAAUGUUUGCCUGAAGACGAGUGUCCCGUUGUCGAAGAAUUCACGAAUGAAAUUGAGACACUGGAGCCCGGUUUCAUAAAAGUAAUGAAUAUAUCCGGUUGCUGUCCGCGAACGAUCAAAAUAUGUGAUCCGAAAACUUGUCCUUCUACACCUAAUUGCCCAAAGUACCAUAAUAUAACAAUGACUAAACAUGAAGACAAUUGUUGUCCUAGUUAUAAGUGCGUACUUCCAAAGGAUAUUUGUUUGUACACAAAUGAUGAAGAUCGAAGCAGACAACAUGUAAUAGCGAAAAAGAUUGGAGAAAAAUGGGAAGAUGGUAAAUGCAAAACAUGCAUAUGUGAAAAUUCACAGGAUGGCCCUAAACCGGACUGUAAGAUCACGGAGUGUCCAAGUAUGCAUGAACAUCCUGAUGUAAACGACUAUGUAUUGAAGAAAAUAUCAUUGGAUGAUAAAUGCUGCCCAAUCUUUGAGCGCAGCACUUGCAAAGAUGGAGAUAAAGUGUAUCAUGUUGGCGAAAGUUGGAAGCCCGAUAUUGAACAUCCUUGUAUUACAAUGGAAUGUAACAAACAUUCGAAUAAUAUCCAGAAGCAAGUUAAAGUCCAAGAAUGUAAUGUUGUAUGUGAUUAUGGUUAUGAAUAUCAACCGUCUAACGAUAUCACAGAGUGUUGCGGGAAGUGUAUUCAAACCGCGUGUAAUGUAGAUGGCAUGCUUAAGGAUGCAGGAGAGGAAUGGCAGUCGGACGAUCACUGUGUGACGUAUUCUUGUGUCUCCACAAAUGGAAGCAUGUAUGUACAAGUAAAUACUGAGACCUGUCCAGAGAUUGACCCGCAAUUGGAAUUAGAGUUUCAGGUAGAAACUCGCAAAGUUCCAAACAAGUGUUGCCCAGAAAUUGUCAAAACAGCUUGUCUCAGUGAUGGAAAAUCAUAUAAGCCUGGAGAGAAAUGGAAAUCUUUUGCAGAUAGCUGUGUCACCGAGACUUGCACAACAGGUCCGAAUAUAACAAAGCAUACAGAAGUUGAAGUAUGUUCGAAGCAGUGUGCUCCGGGAUGGUCAUAUGAAGAACCAAAAGAUGGUAAAUGUUGUGGAGAAUGUAAGCAAACAUCUUGUAUAUAUGAAGGUACUUUGUAUACACCUGACAUGACAUGGUCAUCUGAUGAUAAUUGUACCACUUACAGUUGUUUGAAAGUGAAUGAACAACUAUCUGUUAGUAUGAGUUCGGCUGUUUGUCCUGAUAUAAAAGAUUGCCCUGAAAACGCAAUAUAUCGCGAUCAGUGCUGUGAACGAUGCAAUUUGAAGAUUAUUAAUCAAGUUAUAGAAGAAAAGAGUAAAUGCAAACCAACUAUUAUGGAUGCAAAUAGCACCUUAAAUAUGCUGAUUGUGAAUCAUCCUCUACAUGGAACAUGUAAAAACUUGCAUCCUAUCGAAAAUAUUAUACAAUGCAACGGAACAUGCAUGUCUUCCACAUAUUUUGACACUAAAAACUGGAAACAAGUAAAUAAUUGCCAAUGUUGUCAAGCAAAGGAACAUACUGGUAUCCUUGUCAAUUUAACAUGCACCGAUGGUAGAAGAUUGAAGAAGUUAUUGGUAGUGCCAACUUCUUGUUCUUGCCAAAGUUGUGCUCUUUCAGAUUUAAAAAAUGAAGAUAACAAAACAAAGACCAAAGUUUAAUUUAUAAGAACUGAGUUCUUUGUUUUAUUUUCUUCAUUUACACAUAAGCAAUAAAAUAUUCUUACAAUAUAAACUAUUAAAAAUAUAUGGAUUAAUGGAAAUAAUUUUUUUUGUAAUUUUUCUUUUACUUUUUAUGUAUCGAUUAGAGAAUCUUUGUAUUCCAUACAUUACUGUUUAUAACAAUCUUAUAUUUAUUUAUCUAUACGCGAAUAUAUAAGAUCUAAAUGUCAAAAUUUUGUUGUCAAAUUAUACUGGAUAAGUGAAAAAUCACACAUGAAAUGACAUUUACAUAAUUUAAAGGAGUAAAUCUCUUUAUAAUUUACAUAUCUGCUGAUUGUUGUGUGGUUUUGUUAUUUAAUGUUGAAGCAGAAAUUCUUUCGGCCUUUUACCUUACUGGUAGAAAUACCAGUCUUCCUGAUAGAAGACAAACGAAUCGAUUUACGGGAAUAGAAUGGAAAGUCAAUUUUUUUUUGAGAUAAAACUAAUAUUUUUAAUAAAAAGGUAAAUUACUGCACAGAAUCAAGAAGAUUUAUUCUCUAUUUCUAAAUUUAUUAAAUAAAUUUUUAAGUUUAUUAAAUCAAUGUUUGAGUUAAUCAAAGCAAAACAAAAGAAGCAAGAAAUUCUUAUUGUAUUUUAUUAAACUAAAAAAAUGUUAUUUUUUACUAUAAUGUAGUUAAAAU
Odontomachus brunneus is the source of this 12512-nucleotide messenger RNA. RefSeq names its product hemocytin (gene Hml). The transcript is spliced from 27 exons. Gene Ontology annotation, cellular component: extracellular matrix; extracellular region. The coding region runs from base 133 to 11832 and encodes 3899 amino acids. Gene Ontology annotation, molecular function: protein binding; chitin binding. NCBI's taxonomy places the organism in Eukaryota, Metazoa, Arthropoda, Insecta, Hymenoptera, Formicidae. The record is from RefSeq and is a predicted model, not a curated record.